Erinaceus europaeus (western European hedgehog) is the source of this 1960-nucleotide messenger RNA. RefSeq names its product RFT1 homolog (gene RFT1). The record is from RefSeq and is a predicted model, not a curated record. Lineage: Eukaryota; Metazoa; Chordata; Mammalia; Eulipotyphla; Erinaceidae. Gene Ontology annotation, biological process: glycolipid translocation; dolichol-linked oligosaccharide biosynthetic process. Gene Ontology annotation, cellular component: endoplasmic reticulum membrane. The transcript is spliced from 13 exons. Bases 44 to 1663 code for a protein of 539 amino acids.
UGGCAGCGGUGUUUCUCGGUGGCCGAACCCAGGCGCUGGGGCCAUGGGCAGUCAGGAGGUGCUGGGCCAGGCUGCGCGGCUGGCCUCCUCCGGUCUGCUCCUGCAGGUACUAUUUCGAUUGAUCACCUUUAUCUUGAAUGCUUUUAUUCUUCGCUUCCUGUCAAAGGAAAUCUUAGGCAUAGUGAAUGUCAGGUUGAUACUGCUUUAUUCAACCACUACCUUCCUGGCCAGAGAGGCCUUCCGCAGAGCUUGUCUGAGUGGGGCUGCCCAGCGAGACUGGAGCCAGACCCUCAACCUCCUAUGGUUAACGGUCCCCCUGGGUGUGUUUUGGUCCUUGUUCCUGGGCUGGGUCUGGUUACACUUGCUUGAAGUGCCUGACCCUAAUGCCAUCCCCCAUUAUGGAGCUGGAGUGGUGGUGUUUGGUCUCUCAGCAGUGGUGGAAGUUGUGGGAGAACCCUUCUGGGUAUUAGCCCAAGCCCAUAUGUUUGUCAAACUCAAGGUGAUAGCUGAGAGCUUGGCAGUCAUCCUCAAGAGCAUCCUUACUGCCUUCCUCGUACUGUGGCUCCCUCACUGGGGACUGUACAUUUUCUGCUUGGCCCAGCUUCUCUACACUACAGUUCUGGUGCUCUGCUAUGUGAUCUAUUUUGCAAAGUUACUUGGGUCCCCAGAGCCAAGCAAGCAGCACAGGCUUCCUGUCUCCAGGAUGGUAGAUCUCUUACCCAGUGUUACCAGAGGCAGAGCUUUUGUCAAUUGGAAAGAAGCUAAAUUGACUUGGAGUUUUUUCAAACAGUCGUUCUUAAAACAGAUUUUGACAGAAGGCGAGCGAUAUGUGAUGACAUUUUUGAAUGUGCUAAACUUUGGGGAUCAAGGUGUAUAUGAUAUCGUGAAUAAUCUUGGCUCUCUUGUGGCCAGAUUAAUUUUCCACCCAAUAGAAGAGAGUUUUUAUAUAUUCUUUGCUAAGGUGCUGGAACGUGAGAAGACUGCCACACUGCAGAAACAGGAGGAUGUUGCUGUUGCUGCUUCAGUGUUGGAGUCCCUGCUCAAGCUGGCCCUGCUGGUCGGCCUGACCAUCACUGUCUUUGGCUUUGCCUAUUCUCAGCUGGCUUUGGAUAUCUACGGAGGGUCCCUGCUCAGCUCGGGAUCAGGCCCCAUGCUGCUGCGUUCCUACUGCCUCUACGUCCUCCUGCUCGCCAUCAAUGGAGUAACCGAGUGCUUCACAUUUGCUGCCAUGAGCAAAGCAGAGGUUGACAGGUACAAUUUCAUGAUGCUGGUGCUCUCCUCCUCUUUCCUGGUGUUAGCUUACAUCCUGACCCGCUGCUGUGGCAGCGUGGGCUUCAUCUUGGCCAACUGCUUCAACAUGGGCAUCCGAAUUGCACAGAGCCUCCGAUUCAUCCACCACUACUACUGCCAGAGUCCUCACAGGCCCCUGGCUGGCCUGUUCCUCUCCCCCAUCCUACUUGGGGCAUUUGCCUUCAGUGGCGGGGUGACUGCCAUUUCUGAGGUCUUCCUCUGUUGUGAGCGGGGCUGGCCAGCCAGGCUGGCUCACAUCACUGUGGGAGCCUUCUGCUUGGUACUGACUCUUGGAACUGCCUUCCUCACAGAGACCCAGCUGGUUCACUUUCUCAGGACUCAGCUAGGGGUAUCCAGAUGCAAAGCGACCUGACCUCAGAAGUGUACCGACAGUUGUGGAGCCUAGAACAGCUGUGGGUGGAGAGCAUCUUCUAUGAGAAGAGCCUACUGAGGAGUUAGAGGUUCAGGGGGCCAUCCACCCAGGUGAGGCAUCAAAGGAAAGCAUCAGAUCAGGUGCACUCCUUCCACGAGAAAUGUCAAAGGCAAAGGAGGGGUUCUGCUUUUCUUGAGAGAUCAAGAAGUCCUUAUAAACUAGAAACUUUCCCCCCCACCAGUUUGUUUUGUUCCAGUAGACAUCUUUUUUAUAAACAUUUUUAUUCCUUUUCAUGGA